CUAACAAUCAUUCUAAAGGUGACCGGAUCGAUGGCAAGUGUUGUAAAGGGUAUGGACAAAGCCAUGGAAUCCAUGAAUUUAGAAAAGAUUUCUAUGGUCAUGGAUAAGUUUGAGGCUCAAUUCGAAGAUCUCGAUGUUCAAACACGAUACAUGGAAGGAACGAUGGGAAGCACUACGACAAUGUCCACACCCCAGGAGGAAGUGGAUUUACUUAUGCAGCAGGUAGCCGACGAACAUGGGUUAGAAUUAAAUCAAGAACUUGAUUCUGCAACCCCUGUUACCGAGGUUGCCAAUAAAGUGAAUGACGAAGACGAGCAAUUAUCGGAACGCCUACGCAUGUUAAGGCAGACCUAG
Acaulospora morrowiae is the source of this 354-nucleotide messenger RNA. The record is from the annotation of a GenBank genome assembly. NCBI's taxonomy places the organism in Eukaryota, Fungi, Glomeromycota, Glomeromycetes, Diversisporales, Acaulosporaceae.